Molecule: messenger RNA, 2193 nt
Organism: Pongo pygmaeus (Bornean orangutan)
Lineage: Eukaryota; Metazoa; Chordata; Mammalia; Primates; Hominidae
Gene: RWDD2A
Product: RWD domain containing 2A
Exons: 3
Coding region: 1050-1928 (292 amino acids)
Molecular function (GO): protein binding
Source: RefSeq, a predicted model, not a curated record
GUGGCUUCCGGCUCAUCGCCACGCCCCCCGGCCAAUCACGGCAGAGGACUGUCCGCCGGCCCCGCCCCCGCCUCGCCGUCGGUCGCGCGCAGCUAGCGCCUGAGGAACUGCGGCUGCGGUUCCGAGCGGGGUCUGGGGUGUUACCAUUGAAUGACCAGAAAGGGUGAGGCCCCCGCGGUGGCCCGGGGGUUGGGGCCGAGGGUCGCGGGCCCUCAGAGCACUGCGGCCGCGGAGGCACAGCCUCCGCCUCCAAAUCCGGGCCUCUUGGGGCGACAGGCCCUGAGUUCCUGGGAAGCCGGGGUUCCUAGUGGUCUUGGCUAGGGGCGGGGGUGGGGAAUCAGCCCCGUCGCUGGGCCUCGGGCAGGGCGACAUCGCCCACAGUGAGCGCCGCCGGCGGCCCGCAUCCCCCUCUCCGACGUCGAGGUCAUCUCCCAAACCUUUGAAUCUGGGAAGCCUUCUCCGGCCGCCGUCUCCCCGGGUGCCCUCUUCCCCCAGCUCACUGUAAACAUCUUUUAUUUAAUGACCUCUGAGACACCCCCUACCCUCAUCCUGGGUCCUUCGGGGCAGAGGCCAGUGAGUCGUAAACGUCCGGAGCCCUGGAAUGCGGCCCAAGCGAAAAAGCCACCCCGGUGUGGGGGGGGCGGUCCGCGAGUCCGGAACCGAGGGGUGGCGACUGGCGCUGGGGAACUCGGAGCCCAUCCCGCUGGCAUUGCGGGCUCUCUCGCCGCAGCGUCUGGCUCCGUCCAAGCCCGAGCCCCGGGUGGGAUUGGAAGCCGGGCCCCAGCCUUUCCCAGAAUUCAGGCUUGCAGAGCGUCUGCAGGUGUCUGCCUGCCACUUGCAGCGGGACAGUUCCAAACACCUGUUGAAAGUGCAGAUUCCCCUAUCUAGUGCGGGGAGCCCGGAGUCCGGCUCUCGGUGCAAAGCGUUCCUGCAGAAUUGCUUCCACGUAAAGGGACCUUCGGGAAAUUUCGCUGGACACCGGCUGGCAUUGACAAACCCAGCGUCCCUGGGCCUUGUGAGGUUUCCAAGCAGGCUGAUUGCGAGGCAACAUGUCUGCUUCGGUGAAAGAAAGCCUUCAGCUUCAGCUACUGGAAAUGGAAAUGCUGUUUUCUAUGUUUCCUAACCAAGGAGAAGUAAAACUUGAAGAUGUAAAUGCCCUGACGAAUAUAAAGAGGUAUUUGGAAGGCACCAGGGAGGCGCUGCCACCAAAAAUCGAAUUUGUAAUUACGCUCCAGAUUGAAGAGCCCAAGGUGAAAAUUGAUUUGCAAGUGACCAUGCCUCACAGCUACCCCUAUGUAGCACUGCAGCUGUUUGGACGGUCAUCUGAACUUGACAGACAUCAGCAGCUACUUCUCAACAAAGGUCUCACUUCCUACAUAGGGACUUUUGAUCCAGGUGAGCUCUGUAUAUGUGCAGCAAUCCAGUGGCUACAGGACAACAGUGCAUCUUAUUUCCUGAACAGAAAGCUUGUAUAUGAACCAUCUACACAAGCAAAACCAGUCAAGAACACAUUCCUCCGAAUGUGGAUCUACAGUCACCAUAUAUAUCAGCAGGACCUAAGGAAAAAGAUUUUGGAUGUUGGGAAAAGGUUAGAUGUGACUGGAUUUUGCAUGACAGGAAAGCCUGGUAUAAUCUGUGUGGAGGGUUUCAAAGAGCACUGUGAGGAGUUCUGGCACACAAUUAGGUACCCCAAUUGGAAGCACAUUUCCUGUAAGCAUGCUGAAAGCGUGGAGACAGAAGGAAAUGGUGAGGACCUGCGCCUUUUCCAUUGUUUUGAAGAAUUACUCCUUGAGGCUCAUGGUGACUAUGGAUUAAGGAAUGACUAUCACAUGAAUCUGGGCCAGUUCUUAGAAUUUCUCAAGAAGCACAAAAGUGAGCAUGUUUUUCAGAUACUAUUUGGUAUUGAAAGCAAAAGUUCAGACUCGUAAAAAGCGAUUAAGAGGCCUGUGCUUGUAAUUUCACUAAGUCAGUAUUUCUGUUAAUAAGACCAAAUUAAAAAGGCUGGUGGCUGUGUAGCAUCCUCAGUGCAAAACCCAGCUCCAGAAUUUUCACCUGGUAAUGAAUUUCAGCUGACAGUGAAAUGAAUAGGCCUUUAAACUUUAUAACAGUGCAAUUGUGAUGUUAUCUGUAGGUUCUUGUGUUAAGUCAUUCAAAAACUAUUUCAUUGUAAAUUAAUAAAAACAAUCCAUUUCA